AUGUCUCAGUAUUACCAUACAUCAGCACAGCGAUCAACGGCGGUUAAUAUAGCUCUUACGGGUAACUUCACAAGCCCGGAUGGUUUAAAUCUUAUUCUCAUCAAGAAUUCGUACAUUGAAAUAUACGAUAUUACUAGCGAAGGCUUACGGGUAGUUCGGGAUAUACCCUUAAAUGGUACAAUUUUGACUGCUUUGCUUUUUCGCCGAAGAAAUCGAAAAUAUGAUUCGUUGUGCAUUGUUACUUUGAGGGCUGACCUGAUCAUAUUGGAAUGCGUUCCUUCAAAAGAUUCCAUCGAUUUUGUGACAGUUUUUCGUAAAAGUAUUGACUCCAGGGGUCAUCACUUGCUGCAUCAUGGCGUUACUGCACUGGUGGAUCCAACCUCAACCUUUAUUGCUAUUCGAUUGUUCCAUAAUUUGAUGAAAAUUAUCGAGAUAGAUCAUAUUCCCUUUCUUCCAGGAGUUAAGAUCGAUGAAUCCAAAAUUCAUGCUGUAAAGUAUGUUAUUAUUUAUUCAUGCAUAAAUGAGAUUAGGUUGGACGAGGGAAACGUAAUUGAUUUAACCUUUAUAAUUGGAUACGGAUAUCCAACAUUUGCGAUGAUCUGCGAAGAUCAAGGGGCUGCUCAUUUAAGGAUGUAUGAGUUCAAUCCAAAGGAUCACGUUUUGGUUCCACUGCCUGCGAAUUUUAGUGCCAUCGAAACUACUUCACGAAUGCUCGUCCCUGUUGCGGCUCCUUUUUACGGUUUCCUGGUUGUUGGUGAUGAAAUGAUUUCCUACCAUUCUCCCAACAAACCUCACAUAACUACAUGCAUUCCUCAAAAGACGCUAUCCAAAGUAGUUGCAUACGCUCAGGUUGAUAAUAAGAGAUAUCUCAUGGGCAAUCUUUGUGGAGAACUAUUCAUGGUUCAUCUUGUAGGGGCUGAAGUUGAUCCUUCGGCUCCGUUGUCAACAUUUUUAGAGCGUCUGCGCAUAGAACGUCUCGGUAUAACCUCAGUUCCCGAGUCAAUUGUUUAUCUGGAUAAUGGAGUAGUCUUUAUUGGCUCGUACUUUGGUGACUCGCAGUUAAUCCACCUUCAUUCUGAUAUGGAUCCUGAUACAAAGUGUUACUUCGAUGUCUGUGAAGAAUAUCCGAAUCUCGGUCCAAUCGCCGAUAUGAUCUUCGUUGAAAAUGAGGGCCAAAAUCAGCUCAUCACCUGUUCUGGUUACUCUAGAGACGGCUCUCUUCGAAUCAUUCGAAAUGGCAUUGGAAUUCAAGAGAUUGCUACUAUUGCUCAAGAGCAUAUGAAUGGCGUCUGGUGUAUCCCUUGCAAUUCAGAAGUUUAUGAUGAUGCUAUGAUUUGUUCAAUGAAAAGGAGGAGCAGGAUCAUACGCGUUAUAGGAGAUGAUUUGGCACCAUUGAAGUUAGAGGGUUUUGUGAGGGAUGAUCGAACACUUUAUUGUGCUGCAGUGUAUUCUCAAGGCCACAAGAAAUUCCCUAGACCUCUCCUUCUGCAAGCCACAAAUGAUACCAUAUGGCUUAUCGGCAUCCAAGGGCUUUAUGGCAAGGGCUGCUUGGCUACAUGGAAAUCGCCAACUGGAAUGAGUCUCUCUUCUCUGACUUCCAGGGGAGAUCUUGUGGUUGUGGCUUCGGGUAAUAGCAUUUUCGCUUUACGCAUCACCGGUACUCCAGACAAACCCGUUUUCACUCAAAUAGGGUAA
Messenger RNA from Rodentolepis nana, 1695 nucleotides. The record is from the annotation of a GenBank genome assembly. NCBI's taxonomy places the organism in Eukaryota, Metazoa, Platyhelminthes, Cestoda, Cyclophyllidea, Hymenolepididae.